UAAAUAAAAGCCCAGCCCAAGACUAUCUGUUGUGGAGUGGACUCUCCUCUCAUCUCAUCUCUCUUCUUCUCUCUCUAAACCCUAAGUCUCCUCCUCCUCGGCUCGUUCUCGCAGUCUCGUCGCAGAUCCCGCCAUUGAAUCUCGCCGCCGGCCGCUCAAUCCGUAGCUGAACGGUGAGCUUUGUCACCCUUCCGCGACAAUGUCUGCUAGCUACGAUUACGACGAGGCGGCCGGGAGCUACGACGAUGGCCAUCGCCAGUCGCAGCAGCAGGACGUCGGUUACGACCCCAACUUCGUGCCCGACUCCGUAAAGUCCUUCGUCGUCCACCUGUACCGACACAUCCGGGAGAAGAACGUGUAUGAGAUCCACCAGAUGUAUGAGACCUCGUUCCACACUCUAUCGGACAGGCUGUUCAAGGACACCCCGUGGCCGUCCGUCGAUGCUGUGGCGCACUAUGUUGACAACGACCACGUGUUCUGCUUGCUGUAUCGCGAGAUGUGGUUUAGACAUUUGUAUGCGAGGCUGUCGCCGACAUUGAAGCAGAGGAUCGAUUCUUGGGACAACUACUGCAGCCUCUUUCAGGUUGUGCUGCAUGGAGUGGUGAAUAUGCAAUUGCCAAACCAGUGGUUGUGGGAUAUGGUGGAUGAGUUUGUGUACCAGUUCCAGAGUUUCUGUCAAUACAGGGCAAAGAUGAAGAACAAGACAGAACAGGAGAUUGCACUCUUUCGGCAAUAUGAUCAGGCCUGGAAUGUGUAUGGUGUGCUCAAUUAUUUGCAAGCACUUGUGGAGAAGUCUGCAAUCAUUCAGAUUUUGGAGCGGGAGAAGGCUGGCCUGGAACAAUUCACUGCUAAUGACGGGUAUCACUAUGAUGGUGGGAGCAAUGUGGUGAAGGUGCUGGGAUAUUUCAGCAUGGUAGGAUUGCUCCGAGUUCAUUGCCUGUUAGGUGAUUAUCAAACUGGUCUCAAGUGCUUGCAGCCAAUUGACAUAAGCCAGCAAGGUGUCUACUUUACUGUCAUAGGAAGCCACAUUGCCACCAUUUAUCACUAUGGAUUUGCCUGCCUCAUGCUGAGGAGGUAUGUUGAUGCAAUAAGGGAAUUCAAUAAAAUUCUUCUUUAUAUUUAUAAGACCAAGCAGUAUCACCAGAAGUCUUCCCAGUAUGAGCAGAUACUGAAGAAGAACGAGCAGAUGUAUGCCUUGCUCGCUAUUUGUCUCUCUCUAUGCCCCCAAGUUAAUCUUGUUGAUGAAACUGUGAACUCCCAGUUGCGGGAGAAGUACGGUGAAAAGAUGGCCAGAAUGCAGAGAUUUGAUGACGAGGCUUUUGCCAUUUAUGAUGAGCUUUUCUCCUAUGCUUGCCCAAAAUUCAUUACACCCUCAGCUCCGAGUUUUGAAGAGCCCCUUGUCAAUUACAAUCAGGAUGCCUAUAGACUUCAAUUAAAGCUAUUCCUCUAUGAAGUCAAACAGCAGCAAUUGUUGUCUGGUGUAAGGACUUUCUUGAAAGUGUACUCGACCAUCUCCCUUGCCAAGCUUGCAAAUUACAUGGAAGUGGACGAACCUACCCUACGAACUAUAUUGUUGACAUAUAAGCACAAGACACAUUCAGUUGAUGCAGAUGGAAAGAUCAUCUCAAAUGCUGAUAUUGAUUUCUACAUCGAUGAUGAUAUGAUUCACGUUGUCGAGUCUAAACCUGCAAAGCGAUAUGGGGACUUCUUCCUGCGCCAGAUUGUCAAGCUUGAAGGCAUGAUGAAUGAUAUGGACAGGAUAAAGCUGGAAUAACUGGCCGGUGCCCAUCUCGUUUCCUUUUUGUGUUUUAUGCUACAAAUUUAUUUAAAUUUUGGUAGGAAUUUGCGAUCAUUUAGUCGGGAUGUGAUCAGCUCUGUUGUGUAGCUGUUAGUUUUUCACCUUACUGUCCUUGUAACACUGAAAAGAUAGACUGGUGUUCUAUAGAAUCAUGAGGAUUUUCAAUUGGAGUAGAUCUUUUUAUGCACACGUCAGUUGCUGCUAUUCCUGACGAAUUGAGGUA
Punica granatum (pomegranate) is the source of this 2021-nucleotide messenger RNA. The record is from RefSeq and is a predicted model, not a curated record. NCBI's taxonomy places the organism in Eukaryota, Viridiplantae, Streptophyta, Magnoliopsida, Myrtales, Lythraceae.